AUGAAGUUCCUCAACAUUCUCCAAUUGAUCUCUCUGGUCGCAGCAGCCUCCAAUGAUACAACACCCACUGUGCCCGUAGAGGUCAAGAUUGAACAAGUUGGAACCACAGCUUUCAAGGCCACUGUUCAGAGUCACCAUACCGCCGACCUAAAGCUUCUGAAGACCGGCAGUAUUCUAGACGAGUCAGCUGUUGAGAAAGCCACCGUUCUCUCCGGAGAAAAUGUGAUUGAAUUCCAAGGAGUUCGGUUGUACAUCAACUACAUGAACCUCACUGACUCGUCCUUUGUCAACCUCCCUGCCAAUGGAGCACUAGAGAGUACCUUUGACGUGGCUACAUACCACGACCUCUCCGCUGGUGGCGACUUCCAGGUUGAUGCGUCUGGAUUCAUCCAAUACGCCGAGGGUUCAAAUGAGAUUGCCGGUGUCAUCCCCUACGAGUCCACCUUUACCAUCAAGGUGGAUGGCCCUGAAGCAAAGAGCAAGCUCUCGGUUUUUCAGGAUGACCCCCAGGUUUUUGGACGCGCCAAGGUCAAUCGCAACACUUGCAAGGGCGAGAAGCUCACCAAAGCCAAGAACGCCCUCUCCCUCUGCAACAAGAACGCCAAAGCCGCCGCAAAGGCAGCCAGGAGCGGACCCGAGCGCAGGAUGAAGGAGUACUUCAAGUCAGCCACCUCCGCCACCCGAAAGCAAGUAGCUGGAGUCUUUGACGCCAUCGCAAAGGAGUGCAGCACCAACAACAGCGGCAAGAUCUCCUUUAGCUGUGCCAACACCAACUUCUGCAAGAGCAACCCUGGUGUUGUCGCUUACGCUUCCGGCAUGAAUACUGUGUUCUGCCCCGCGUGGUACAGCCAGCCAGUCAACGGCCCCUGUCACCAGGGCGACAGGGCGAGUGUCAUCCUGCACGAGUUCAGCCAUAGUCUCAAGGGCACCCAGGACUUCAACGCCUAUGGUUAUGCCGCGGUUCGUCGACUUCCUGCCAGCAAGAACAUCAAGCACGCCGACACCUACACCUACUUCUCCAACGCGGUUGAGGUCAACUGCUAA
This is a messenger RNA of Clonostachys rhizophaga, 1044 nucleotides long. The record is from the annotation of a GenBank genome assembly. NCBI's taxonomy places the organism in Eukaryota, Fungi, Ascomycota, Sordariomycetes, Hypocreales, Bionectriaceae.